This is a messenger RNA of Lynx canadensis (Canada lynx), 195 nucleotides long. RefSeq names its product cytochrome b-c1 complex subunit 7-like. The coding region runs from base 1 to 195 and encodes 64 amino acids. The record is from RefSeq and is a predicted model, not a curated record. Gene Ontology annotation, biological process: mitochondrial electron transport, ubiquinol to cytochrome c. Lineage: Eukaryota; Metazoa; Chordata; Mammalia; Carnivora; Felidae. The transcript has a single exon.
AUGCAAGAUGACAUAAUAUAUGGGAAUGAUGAUAUGAAAGAGACCAUAAGAAGGCUUCCUGAGAACUUUUACAACAACAGGAUGUUUCACAUUAAGAGAGCAUUGGACCUGACCAUGAAGCAGCAGAUUGUGCCUAAAGAGCAUUGGACAAAAUGUGAAGAGUAUAAAUUCUACCUUGAAUCGUAUCUGAAAUGA